CAGCCAGUACACAACUGUUGUGAUUCAGUCGUUGUUUGCGCGCCGUUGUGGUAAGAUGCACUGUUACUAGUUUGUUUUUGAAAUUUUUAUACACAUCACACAUUUGCUACUCAAUAAAACGAAAAGAAAAAAGUCCUCGGUGAAAUAUAUAGCAUCUCUUAUAAAUUCUUUUCUAUUGCGUUGUUUCGAUAAAGUGUUGUUUUUUUUUAAUUUGCCAGGUUUAAAUAUAACUAACUAAAUAAAUUUUUUUCCUGUAUCAUGUAAAAGUAGUAAAUGUAUGGUAGGCAGCAUUUAGAAAUGAGUUUUCUUUCGAUGGUCCUACACUUGCCACAAAAUAAGUAUUUUCCAUGAUAUCACUGGGUUGAGUAUAAUAAAAUUAUUGUUUGGGUUUCAGUCGAUGAGAUAUUAUAGAACGUGUGUAUAUAAUAUGUGGAUAAUCGGAUGCGUUAGUGUCAGAUGAAACGACCGGCCAGCGAUAUAAACUUAUCAAUUAUUCCGUUUCAUUCAUAAAGUUUUGUUUUGUUGUGCCAGAAAAGAGACGUCACAUAAUUCGGUGAAUUCGGGUUUAUCAAUUUACAAUUAUGGUUUCGUGGACUUUUAUUCAAUUUCGGGAUUGAAUUAAAUAGAUCACAUUCGGUGUGUGAGUGUGUUUAGAAAAGCUCAAAUAGAUUUGAGGACAGUCUAGCCUAAUAGUUAUACGAAAGUGUAAGCCAUACCGCACGACCGCACGAGCGUCACCUUAUGAUUUAGCAUUGAGAAGUUGUUAUUUGAGUGGCCAUAGUCGUUGUGCCUGAAUCUCACAGAAGUUUUCUAAAUGACUCAUCUACAUUGGAAUUUGUCUUUUUUCUCCCUUGUUUGUUUAUUUAGAAUUUUACACCGUUGAAUUACGUUCAUCGUCAAGCAUCAUAGAUACGGUGAAGCAGUCGUAAAUAAAUCCUGAGUGUAAAUUAGUCGAGCUACGUUGUUUUUUUUUUCAUUCUUAAUUCUCUCAGUCAGUUCAAUUUCCGUCGUUGAUUCGCAUUCGAUCUGCUGGCGUACAAACUAUAUCGUAGCAGACUUACGAUUCAAUAAAUGGCAUAGAAUUAGUGAUUAAAGAGUGAUUAAAAUUGUCAGUGAUAUUUAAAACGAAAUACAAACACUUCGCUUUUUUUUGUAAAUUAAAAUUUAUAGUGAAAAUUUAACAAGAUGUCCUGGAGAUAUACGUAUGCCAACCGGUUAGAGCAACAAAAUGAUAAGAUUAGCGGUCGACACUUACAACGAAUUUUACAGUAUACAAUGACACCGUGCAGACCGCUGCCAACAUUCAAACGGACCGAUUGCAUCGUACACAACACAGACUGUGAUGAGGUUUACCCAAAUUUAUAUGUUGGUGAUGCAGCUUCAGCUAAAAAUAAGGCGUUUUUAAGACAAAUUGGCGUUACACACGUACUGAAUACCGCCGAAGGAUCACGAUUUGGACAAGUCGAUACAGGGCAUGCAUACUACCGUGACGUUCCACAAAUCCGAUACAUGGGCUUUCCUUUAACCGACCACCCAAGUACAGACAUUUCAAGAUAUUUCUAUAUUGCAGCCAAAUUCAUUGAUAAUGCCAUCUCCAGUGGAGGAAAAGUUCUAGUUCACUGCCAGAUGGGAAUAUCUAGAUCGUCAACGUGCGCCAUUGUUUAUUUAAUGAUUCAUCGCAAGAUGACCGCUGCCGAUGCCAUUCGCACAAUUCGUUUGAGACGCGACAUUUUCCCCAACGCUGGUUUUCUCCAACAGUUAGCUGACCUAGACAACGAGCUGCGAAGAGAGAGAGCGCCCGAAAUUCCACGCACCACCGAAUUGGCACCGAUGGAUUAUGGCAGGAAACCAAAAUUGGACCGGGUUGGCCGCAUAAAAUCCAAAUGCUAUACUGCAUUAAUGAAGGACUUGUUUUUCAAUCGAUAGACACACCAGACAUUAUUGUACUGUGUUUUAUUUUUUCUAUCACGGAACAAUUCCAGAAAGAAAAACGUUUCAAAAUUCUUCAUUUUGAACCGAAAAUGAUUCAUGUGUUUUACUUUUCUUUAAAAUGUGCAAUUUCUAAAGCAAACAAAAUGAAGCAAACACUUUUUUCUCAUAUUUCUUUCAUUUUUUGUUGUGAAUUUAGUUUCAUGUAUUCAAUCUAGUCUCUAAAAAAGCGUUAAUCGUAAAUAUUAAGAAUUAUAGCCACGUUAAGCAAAUA
Sitodiplosis mosellana (orange wheat blossom midge) is the source of this 2203-nucleotide messenger RNA. RefSeq names its product dual specificity protein phosphatase 13. Lineage: Eukaryota; Metazoa; Arthropoda; Insecta; Diptera; Cecidomyiidae. The transcript is spliced from 6 exons. Bases 1186 to 1926 code for a protein of 246 amino acids. Gene Ontology annotation, biological process: negative regulation of MAPK cascade; protein dephosphorylation. Gene Ontology annotation, molecular function: protein tyrosine/serine/threonine phosphatase activity; MAP kinase phosphatase activity. Gene Ontology annotation, cellular component: cytoplasm. The record is from RefSeq and is a predicted model, not a curated record.